Somion occarium is the source of this 714-nucleotide messenger RNA. Lineage: Eukaryota; Fungi; Basidiomycota; Agaricomycetes; Polyporales; Cerrenaceae. The record is from the annotation of a GenBank genome assembly.
UAACCCUUCAUUUCACUUAUUCGCAUACUAGUGAUAUCAUUGAACUCCCAUAAUGACAUACCCAACAAGCAACGCCGCUAAUACAGUUGGUACAGGCACUACAGCCGGCACGGUUCAUCACUUCGGUCCAGACUCAACAGUUAAUCCUGCGGGAACCACCGCUGGUCAAGGACCUAUUAGUCGCGGUAUUCAACAUGUCGAGAACGCAGCGGGCGUGGGUCCUGCUAGCACCACUGGUACAGGUACUGGUGUAGGCACGGGUGCUGGUGCUGGUUUAGGCGCGGGUGCUGGUACUGGUACUGGUAUUGGUGCUGGUCUAGGCACGGGUGCACAUGCACCUACGGGAGCCACCACCAGAACUGCUGGCCCGACUUCAGGAGGCGUAAGUACUGGCAAAGUUCCAAUUGGUCAGAAACUUGCAGGCGAAGCGGAGAAAUUGGCGGGAAAGGUAACUCGUGAUCCUGGUCUUGUCAUUCAGGGAGAGGAACGCAAACAUGGCGCGAACGUCGGCGGCAACGCCUAUGGCGGAACGACUGGCGCUACUGGUACUGGUACCAACUAUUGAACCAAUGCCUUUGAUGUACUAUGGGCGGGAAUGUUGUAACGCUACGGACUUUGACUAUUUGCUGUAUCAAUAAUGUAACAUGCAUCAUAAUCGCCACAAAAUAUGUCAUGUUAUUUGAGACUCAUGCUCCUAGGGUCGCUAUGAAGGUU